Xenopus laevis (African clawed frog) is the source of this 1822-nucleotide messenger RNA. RefSeq names its product cytochrome P450 3A21-like. Lineage: Eukaryota; Metazoa; Chordata; Amphibia; Anura; Pipidae. The record is from RefSeq and is marked validated.
CCUCACCACUAGGAAACAGUAUAUCAGCCCUGAGACGGUAGAGGCUACAGUGUGGGAUCCCUGGAAGCUGAAUCGGAGCUGCCAGGAGAAACUGAAAUCUCAAGAAGCACAGACAUGACUUUCCUCCCAGACUUCUCCAUGGAAACAUGGACCCUGCUUGUCCUGCUGCUGACACUCCUUGCUUAUUAUGCAAUCUGGCCAUAUAGAUUUUUCAAAAGAUAUGGGAUUCCUGGGCCAACCCCCAUUCCAUUUGUUGGAACAUUUCUUGGAAACAGACAUGGGAUUAUGAAAUUUGACAUGGAGUGCUUCAAGAAAUACGGAAAAGUUUGGGGGUUUUAUGAUGGGCCUCAGCCUGUACUUGCGAUAGUGGAUCCUGUGAUAAUUAAAAGCAUCAUGGUCAAGGAAUGCUACACCAACUUCACCAACAGAAGGGAUUUUGGUUUAAGUGGGCCCUUGAAGUCUUCUGUCUUUCUUUCCAAAGAUGACAAUUGGAAAAGGAUCCGCACAGUGCUUUCACCUACUUUCACCAGUGGAAAAUUAAAACAGAUGUUCCCUCUGAUGAAACACUAUGGAGAGCUUUUGGUGAAGAAUAUCCAAAAGAAAAUAGAUAAUAAUGAGCCACUAGACAUGAAGGAUAUUUUUGGAAGUUACAGCAUGGACACGAUCCUAAGCACAUCAUUCAGCGUCAAUGUGGAUUCCAUGAAUAACCCCAACGAUCCAUUUGUCACCAACGCCAGGAAUCUCUUCACAUUCUCUUUCUUCAAGCCCCUGUUUCUGCUUACAAUUUUAUGUCCGUUCCUUGUUCCUCUUUUGGACAAAAUGAACUUCUGUUUUCUCUCUUUGAAAAUCCUAAACUUUUUUAAGGAUGCAGUCACAAGUAUCAAGAAAAAAAGGCAAAAGGGUAUUCAUGAGGAUAGAGUGGAUUUCCUUCAGCUUAUGGUUGAUGCACAAAACAAUGAAGGCGAGUCAGUAUCAGAAGGGGAAAAAGAGAGAUAUAAAGAGUUAUCAGAUACAGAGAUUAUGGCACAAUCACUUAUCUUCAUAAUGGCUGGCUAUGAGACUACAAGCACAACCCUCAUGUUUCUGACCUAUCACCUAGCAAGGCAUCCGGAUGUACAGAAAAAACUUGAGGAAGAGAUUGAUACGUUACUGCCUAACAAGGCACCACCAACCUAUGAAGCACUUAUGAAAAUGGAAUAUAUGGAUAUGGUUAUUAAUGAGAGCUUGAGAGUGUUACCUCCUACUAUACGAAUUGAGAGAGUUUGCAAGAAAACAAUGGAGAUUAAUGGAGUAACAAUCCCAGCUGGAGUUGUAAUUGUGGUGCCAUUAUUUGCUUUGCACCUGAAUCCGGAGGUCUGGCCAGAACCAGAUCAUUUCCAACCAGAAAGAUUCAGUAAAGAGAAUCAAAAGAACCAGGACCCCUACAACUUUCUGCCUUUUGGAACUGGUCCCAGAAACUGUAUUGGAAUGAGAUUUGCCUCAGUUAGUAUGAAAGUGGCCCUCACCCUCUUGUUGCAGAAUUUCAGAUUUGAGACAUGUAAAGACACUCCAGAUCCACUGAAAGUUUGUACCAAGGGAAACCUAAAGCCCACAAAACCUAUUAUUCUUAACCUUGUUCCUAAAGCUACACAGACAGCGGAGGAAUAGAUACAGUAUACUGUAGGAACAACCAAAUCCAAAUUCACUAUUUUUAGAUGUAAUGGUGUAAAUGAAAUUGAAAUAUGAAUUACAUUAUAUGUCUUUUUUGCAUACAUUUUUGGAACUAUGCUCAAAAUAAAGUAACCAUUUUGCUUGCAGAAAGUCUUGGUCAUUAUUGGUUACC